AUGUCAGGCCAAAUGACCAAAGGAGAUGCUUCGCGCAUCCAAAGCGGAAAUGCCAAGUCCGGAAACGACUCUGGCUUUGCUGCGCGUGCGCAGUCCGCAGCAGACCGGAGCGCGAAUACUGCUGCUAGCAAAGGCAGCAAUGGAGGAAACGGCGGUAACAGUGGAGGAGCUAAGAAGGGUUGA
Messenger RNA from Sphaerulina musiva SO2202, 183 nucleotides. RefSeq lists its product as uncharacterized. Bases 1 to 183 code for a protein of 60 amino acids. NCBI's taxonomy places the organism in Eukaryota, Fungi, Ascomycota, Dothideomycetes, Mycosphaerellales, Mycosphaerellaceae. The record is from RefSeq and is a predicted model, not a curated record. The transcript has 2 exons.